AUGGCAGCUAGGUAUGAUCUCAUCAAGUGUAUCAAUGCUGGUCCAGCGCAUAAGGUGUGGAAGCUCAAAGUACGUGUCAUUAGGCUUUGGACCGUUUCUCAAUUUGCAAAAUCUGGGAUGAAGGCACCUAUUGAGAUGGUUAUCCUUGAUAAAGAGGGAGAUACAAUUCAAUGCACUGUAAAAGACAUAUUUGUUCCUAUCUUCGAGGGCUUACUCGCUGAGGGCAACGUGUACGUGGUCACUAAUUUUGGAGUUGCUUUGAAUACCAUCAAGUUCAAGCCUACUAGACACGAAUUUAGAAUCCACUUCAAGAGGGACACGAUUGUGCGUCCGGUACAAGAUUCUUCGUUUCCAUUGAACGGAUUCAAUUUUGUUCCGUUCAAAACAAUUCAAUCAGAGUCUAGAGAAUAUGGUUAUUUAGUUGAUGUGAUUGGUCAGCUUGCCUCAAAGGGUAACUUGGUCGAAUUCACUCAGGACGGAAAGCCGUCAAGUUAUAUCACCAUAGAACUUGAUGAUCUUGAGGGUGGACAGAAAUUAAGGGUAACAUUGUGGCAGUCUUUUGCUUUUGAUUUGCUCAAAUAUAUGAAGGAACACCCGUGUCUUACCUAUGUGGUUAUUCUCCAAAUGGGGGUCAUGGGUGUUUCCAACACAAACUACAAUUCGAAACUGUUUAUCAAUGUUAAGUUUUCAGCUGCCAGGGAUUUCUUUGCGAGGGUGAACAAAUUGGAUCCUGUUGAUGGACAAGGCAUAAUGCAGCUGGUCUGUGAUCAACCUGUUUCAGUUGAGGAAGAUUUUUUGCGUCUGUCAGUCUACAAAACAAUUGCCGAGAUAAAGGAGCAUAAUCAGGAUGCUGUAUUUGUUACAGCCGGGAUGAUUAAAGAAGUUGAGACCGAGUUUGGUUGGUGGUACAAAAGAUGUAAGAAGUGUCGUCGUGGCUUAAGGAAACUUGAGAAAAGAUAUUUCUGUCCCAAUUGCAUUAGAGACUACGGGUUCUAUGAGCCAAGGUACAGCAUCCACAUAAGGGUGAUAGACCACACCGAUGCUGCCUCUUUUGUUUUGUUCGAUGGAGAAGCUGCAAAGUUUUUUGGAGUUUCUACUAAUGACCUUAGGCAGUCUUGUGUGACUAAGGGUGUUGAGAAAAAUUCCUGUCCCGAAGAGAUUAAUAAGUUUAGGGAUAUUAAGUUCAUCUUCAAAGUGCAACUCAAGAUGAGGAAUCUGAACUCUUAUGAACCAUAUGUGAUUCAUGUGCUGAGAAUGACUAAUGAAAAUUCUCUGGUCUCUGCUUUCCUGGAUAAAUACAAUCCUGACCCUGGCCUUUUGUCCCAUGAAAAUUCUGAACUAUUGAGUUUGUCUACUGGUCCAUACGACACUUCUAAGGCUUGUGAGAGUGAGCUAACUCCAUCACCUGCAGUUGAUGAGAAACAUAAUUCUAAAAUUCUCGGAGCUAAGAAACAUAUUGAAGAGGUUGGAGAGGAGUCAGUUUCAUCCAAAUCCAAGAAAGGGAAGUGGGUUGUGAUGGAGGACUAA
This is a messenger RNA of Arachis stenosperma, 1527 nucleotides long. RefSeq lists its product as uncharacterized. Gene Ontology annotation, cellular component: nucleus. Gene Ontology annotation, molecular function: DNA binding. The record is from RefSeq and is a predicted model, not a curated record. Gene Ontology annotation, biological process: DNA replication; DNA recombination; DNA repair. NCBI's taxonomy places the organism in Eukaryota, Viridiplantae, Streptophyta, Magnoliopsida, Fabales, Fabaceae. Bases 1 to 1527 code for a protein of 508 amino acids. The transcript has 12 exons.